Molecule: messenger RNA, 1104 nt
Organism: Chara braunii
Lineage: Eukaryota; Viridiplantae; Streptophyta; Charophyceae; Charales; Characeae
Source: the annotation of a GenBank genome assembly
GCGGGAGAGAAAGGAGCGGGGGUUCGAUUUUUGGAUGGACGAGCGUGUGUAUUCAGAGAUGAUGGCCAUGUCCAGGGGCGAUCACACUAUACACCCCAUGAAUCUGGCGGACACGGGUGCGGCGAGAGGUGUUCAACUGGCAGGCCAGCCUGGAGGUCGGAACGAUUCAGGCGGUAGUGACGGAUGCGGGGAUGGGCAGGACGACAAUCAGGGAUCGACGCGGAAUUCAAGUUUCAGUGGCGGUGGUGUGGGCGGGUUAGGCAAAAGGAAGAAUGUGAGACAACAGACCUUCGACACGAUUGCGGACAUCAUGAAGGACCACGGGAGUUUGAUGGCGACGACGGUGGACAGCGCGAGCAAGAGCCAGUGCUCAAUUCUGACUAGGCAAUGCGACAUUCUCGAGCGAGAGCUAGAAAUGCAGAAGGAGCACUACGUGAAGACCGACCAGGCGAACCUAUUGAUGUGCGACGCCGGGGGGGGGAAAGCACAGUCCGCGCAAAAGGGCGAUGCAACGGCGAUCGACACUCGGACGGCGGCGGCGGAUCACAAUGGUAAAAGAGGAGUCGCCGAAGGUGCGGCCGAGGAGAGGGUAGACGACGUCCGCCGCGACGAUGGAAGAAGAUACGGAAAGCGGGAGGGCGACGAUGACGACGACCGUCCACUUGUGACGAGGUUGAAAGGAGCCGCAAAGGAGGAUGGUCUGGAGGAGAGAUCGAGGUUGUGGGUUGAUUGCGACUCUUUCUGGGGUCAGGGACCGGGGAAACCCUUGAGGGAGGCAGUUGGCGAGUGCGCAGACUACUUCAUCGUAAUCGCCAACGAAGACGCAGGAGCUGAACCGCCUGCGAUGCUCAUACUGCCGCCGAACGACGUGCCGCGCUUCAAGAUUGAGGACACGACGCAGCGUGAACCGGCUCUGCGCAGAGCGUGCGGCGUGGAGAAACUGGUGCUGCGCGCCAUCCACAGCUGGAUCUUCAAAUCGUCGUCGCGGUCGGCUGGAUUUGCUCGUGCAGAGUCGUACAUCAGCGUCGACAUUGCCAUUGACGUCACAUGAACAGUUUGGCAGGGGCAGGAAUGGUCGAACGUGGUGUCCCUUGCCCUCGUGUA